This is a messenger RNA of Myripristis murdjan (pinecone soldierfish), 9929 nucleotides long. It is a transcript of the gene zbtb7a, whose product is annotated as zinc finger and BTB domain containing 7a. Lineage: Eukaryota; Metazoa; Chordata; Actinopteri; Holocentriformes; Holocentridae. The transcript is spliced from 4 exons. Gene Ontology annotation, biological process: regulation of transcription by RNA polymerase II. Bases 37 to 2013 code for a protein of 658 amino acids. The record is from RefSeq and is a predicted model, not a curated record. Gene Ontology annotation, molecular function: DNA-binding transcription factor activity, RNA polymerase II-specific; RNA polymerase II cis-regulatory region sequence-specific DNA binding; protein binding.
GCCUUGUCACCCACAGACAUGAAUUAGUGAUAAGGAAUGUUUCAAGCCAUGAGGAGGUGUCAGGAUCAGAGAAGCAGACGUACAGACGGCAGGACGGAUACACGGGCGGCGGCUGUGCUAGGUGGCUCGGCGGCAGGCUGGUGGAAGAUGUCGUCAGGAGCCGGCGGGAGGGGCGGCAGGCGGCUCAGGGGGACGGCAGGCGGCGGGGGCGGAGGAGGGCGAGGAGGGGCCGGGGAGGCGGAGGAAGGCCCCGUGGGGAUCCCUUUCCCUGAGCACAGUGCCGACAUCCUGGGCAGCCUCAACAAGCAGCGGCUGAGCGGCCUGCUCUGUGACGUGCUGCUGGUCACGCAGGAGCGCGAGUUCCCGGCCCACCGCUCCGUGCUGGCCUCCUGCAGCUCCUACUUCCACAAGCUCUUCACGUCAGGGGCCGCCGCCGACCAACAGAACGUCUACACCAUUGACUUCGUGACGGCGGAGGCACUGGGAGCCUUGCUGGACUUUGCCUACACGGCCACCUUGACGGUCAGCCACAGCAGCGUGGCCGACAUCCUCGCUGCCGCCCGACUGCUGGAAAUCCCACCUGUCCAGGACGUCUGUACGCACCUGCUGGACACCAAAGUGCUCUCCCCGCCGGCGGGCAGUGAGCGAAGAGAUGAAGACGAGGAGGAGGAGGAGGGGAAGGGCAGAGGAGGCGGGGAGCAGGGGAAUCGGCUGCGGGCCCGGGAGUACCUGGAGUACUUCCAGAGAGGGGCGCACUGGAGCAGCAGCUGCAGCACGCCAGAGCUCAGGGACCUGCCCACACACCUGCACUUUAACCACGGCAAUGGGGGGCCCCGCAGCAAUGGGGCCCCCGGUGGCCCCAAUGAGUACUACUCCCCUCUGGCUAUUGCCUUGGCCCAGGCCCCCACACAAGAGCCAGAGGAGGAGGAGGAGGAUGAAGAAGAAGAGGAAGACGGGGAGGCAGUGCAGGGUGAAACAAGAGACUGGCCGCGGGGGAACGGAGGAAGCCUGGCGUCAUCUUACUACCCUCCAUCACAAAACGGGCACUUCUACCUCCCCCCUGAGUCCAGGCUGGGGCAGGAGACAGAGGGGGAGGAGGGGGGCAGGGAUGUGAUGGAGAGGGAUCGAGGUUCAGCCAGUGCCCUCCUGCAGCAAAUGAUGGACUCCAUCGAGAGGCAGAAGGGCCACGCAGAGGCGGGGGAGGAACAGGGGGACGGGGACGACCCUGACAUGGAAUUUUACUUGAAUUAUUUCAACAGCACGCAGCACGAGAACGCAGUUUCUGCCGCUGUGACACAGGUAGUGCCGCCUGUCUGGUUAUCACGGGGCAGCACGGGCCAAGAAAGAGAGGGAGGGGGAGGAGAGAGGGGGGGAGGCGGGGAGAGAGGAGGUGGAGGUGGUGGGGGAGGAGGAGGAGGUGGAGGAGAGAGGAAGAUGCGCUCUAAGGCCUUCCAGAAGUGCCCCAUAUGCUCCAAGGUCAUUCAAGGAGCAGGCAAGCUACCCCGCCACAUCCGAACGCACACGGGAGAGAAACCCUAUGAAUGCGCCAUCUGCAAAGUGCGCUUUACCAGGCAAGACAAGCUCAAGGUUCACAUGAGGAAGCAUACAGGAGAGAAGCCUUACCUGUGUACACAGUGUGGGGCCGCCUUUGCUCACAACUACGACCUGAAGAACCACAUGCGCGUUCACACUGGCCUGCGCCCCUACCAGUGCUCCAGCUGCUUUAAGACUUUUGUGCGCUCAGACCACCUGCACCGCCACCUCAAGAAGGACGGGUGCAACGGCAUCCCCUCCCGUCGAGGCCGAAAACCUCGGGUGCGAGAGCCCGGGCUCCUGGAGGCCCCCCUGGGUCUGCUGGGCCCUGGCGCUGCCACUGGUACUGGCCCUGGGCCUCGUGGCGUCAGGGGACGGCGGCGCUCAGAGGCGAUCCCAGCAGCGGAGAUGGAGGGCGCUGCUGGAGCCCAUGCACACAGUCCUCAGCCGCAGGAGAGGGCAGUGGAGGUGGGACCCUGAAACUCCAGGGGCGACAAGGACACUGCUGGACGCCAUAGUCACUCUGCACCGCCUGUGAGACGGGCCACUGAACAGAGGAGAAAAAACACGCAAAGGCAAACUUAAAAAAAAAAAAAAAUCACAAAAAAAAAAAAAACACAACAACUAACUAUUCCUCUAUAAACCAAAUCAGGGUGUCACAAAAAUCUAAUCUUUAUGUUUCCUUCUCCUUUUGCUUUAGGAAAUGGAGUAGAAAUGCAAGCACUUGAGUCGGUUUAUCUGUUAAAGAGCAAAGAACGCUUCAAAUCACAUACCCACGACGUCCACUUUCUGGGUCAUUUCUUUCUUCAUGGUCUUAGGGGUUUUAUACAUUGGCAUAUGUGCUUAGGCAAAAUGUAUAAUAGAUACAGAGAAACUCUGAGCAACUAUGCAGUUGAUUUAGAUUUGUAUUGGUUUUGUCCUCACAGCCUUCAAGCUCUAAGCAAGGUGUCUGUCAAGCACCUUCUGGCUGCUUUACGGGUGAAGCGAGGACAAAUCCUGCGAGUGAAAACAACCCUUUUUCUAUUCUUUUGCAGGUCUGAAAUGUACAGUUACCAUAGAAACAACAUUGCCACACUAUGGCAUAUGCAAGAAAAACUCACCACAAUUUUGAUGCAACUGUUUUCUCUCUCUAAAUGCUCCAGAAAGAAUCUGACAAGGGUUUGAUUGAAGUGUUACUUACUCUAUAAAAUGCAUUUUAAGAAUCUAUGGUUUGUCUUAUUGAAAAAAAAAAAAUCAUGUUGAGUCGAAUCCACGUUAAUGGGGGCUCUUCCAUUGCAGGACUAGGGAAGAUGAGGGGAGGAGGGUCUGUGUUUUUAAAGCACUACCAUCGUCGGUGUAUCUGUUGGCUUGACUAUGUUGCCUCUUAUCCCUCACAACCUUGCAAUUUCAGCAUUUCUGUUUUCCCAAUUGAUUUGUCUUAAUUUUUUUUUUUUUUUUUUUUUUGUCUUUGUUUGUUCCUUUUUGAGUUGACUGCUUCGGGUACUUGACACUUUAUAAUUGUAUACAUGUAUAUACAGCAGGUGGUGAUAUGACAUUGGUCCCUUCUUAAUGCUGAGGUAUACUUACCAAUCGGGUUUUUCCUCUUAGGCUUGAUGUCAUAUUUCUCACAGAGUGAAGCUUGUGGGUGAACGAAAACAAACUGUAUGAAUGUUAGAUGAAAAAAAAAAAAAAAACAGAAUUAAUUGAGUCACCCAUCGGUCCUAAACUUAACACUUGACAUGUAUAGUUCCUGCCCAAAGGAUGAGGAGAUCGAAUGAAUGAAUGUGCUUAACUUUGUGCAGUUUUUCGGAAUCUGUCCUUGUGUGACAAGGCGCGGGUAGCAUUUAACCAACAGCAGGUUAAAAAGAAUGGCAGGGAGCCCGAGUGAAAGAAUGACAAGAGUAGGAAGAAGAGACGAGCACCUUUUUUUCUAUGUUUGCACAGCUUUACUAAAGAUAUCCAACAGAGCAAGAGAGGUAUAUUUAAAGAAAGUUGGCUGGCGUUGGGGAGAGAAUGAGAGGAGGUUUAUGUAUCAUGCUUAUUCCAAUCUUUUGCCCUAGGGACCAUGAAACCAUGAGGCAACCUGUAUGAUGAAGAGAGCAAUAAAUACCUGUCCAAGUUGGGAGGCCAAAUAAGAGCACAGCUGCAGCUGGUUGAUGGGGGGAGGGGAGGGGAGUGGAAGGGAAGCAAGGGAAGGGGAGGGGGAUCUCACAAUGUCUGUUGCAUUCCAAAAAAUAAUCUCCCCCAGCACAGCCACGUUUCCAGGCAGGAGGGGAUCAAAUCAGGCCUUUUCUCUCCCUCUCUCUCCCUCUGUAGUCCUCUAAUGCCCCCAAACCAGCCUGGAGGGGAUAUUAUUAUAUUAGAGCCUGGUGUUACUGUGGGUAGGACGCCUGGUGCUGGCAGUUAGUGUGUGUGUGUGUGUGUAUAUAUGAGAGAGAAAGAGAGAGAGUGUGUUUACAUGUAUGUGUGUGUCUGUGUGUGUGUGGGUGCGUGCAUAUGUGUGCGUGGCAGCUAGGGUCCCUCUGGCCACAUCAUCACCGUGUGAGUCAGCCACAGCCUGUUCAAACAUGCACCCUGAACUGCCAGCCCAAUGCACUUUCUCACACACACACACACACACACACACACACACACACACACACACACACACACUCACACUCACUGGGUCCAGGCAUCCAGUAGAGAAAGGAGAAAACACCAGAGCUGACGAAUCUGUUUGAAUAUUGUCAGUGACUCCAUACAUCUGGAUUUGUUAGUCUUAAUGUGUCCAAGUUGUGUUAUAAUAGUCCAAAUCCGAGGUUUUUCCAAACUAGUACAUUUAACUUUUGACUAAAGAGAGCGAGCACGCUGGUGACUUGGACUUCCCCUAUCAUCUCUGCAGCAGUGCUGGAGUCUGUGGAUCAGUCCUUUGCACCUUAAUUGGAAAGAAGCAGGUUCUGAAUGCACUUUGUUACUGAGAAGGGCACUUUUGUCAACGAAACGGGUACUUUGAAACAAAUCAGUUGCAAAUGAGAUCAAUCCCUUCUCCUGUCCCCAGGUGAUGAAGUUGAGCUCCUUUACUGGUUUUGUUCAGGUUUUGACGACAAGCUGCCAAAAAUCAAAAACAGAAAUGUAUACGAGUUCGGAUCUCUGAAAGAGAACGUUGGUGGGUUCAGAAAUGACCAUGUUGGGUUUUGUGACCUUAAAAAUUGUUUAGAAGACAGAAUUAACCCAUGUAACUGAUUGCACUUGAAGUUAGUUGGUAAAAAAAAAAAAUCUAGUGUGUUGUCUUUAUGUCUUAAUGCAGAGAAAGGGGAUAGAAGGAGGAGAUGAGCAAAGGAGAGAGGGCACUGUGUGUAUGUUGGUGUGGGCAUGUUUACAUGCAUUUUUGUGUGCAUGUGCACAGGCAUGCAUGCAUCGCUGGCUGGCAGGCUGGAGGGUCUCAGGACAAGCUUGGAUAAACAAACUUUGUGUCUGCCCCAUCUGUUCACCAGCUCCUCUCAUAACUACACAUGUUUUCAGAGGAACAAGACCACAGUGAUAAUAGGUCCGCUGUGCCACAGGAGCAGGACUACCAUACUCUAAAUCAACACAUUGGACAGUUGCUUGUUUACUUCAUGGCCCUCUUGGUCCAUAUUUGCAUAACUCUUGAUUUACCCUUGUUCAUCAUUGCCAGGGGUGUGUAAAGUCUUGAGGGCUUUAGAUUCCAUUUGCUCUCGUUCAUUGCAUUAAAGAUGGGGUUCAGAAUUGCACAGUUGGAAUCCCACAAGUAGACCAAAGUAAGCUAAUUGUCUGGUCUUCUAUAUGAACAAAUACUAAAAGUUUGCCCAAUGUGAUAUUUGUGUAAAAUGGCACUUGGUAUGGACUGCUACAGCCCAUUUGUUGUCUCGGUGUGUCAAGAUUUCAGUAUAACCUGUUGAGACCUAUGAGCCAUCCAAAACUUAUGUUUCUUGGACCUUAAUAUUUCCUUUAAGUCUUAUGUCACUGUUCUUUGUUGAUUAACCAAAGUUCCCCUCAUCUCACGUAGAAGAAAAUCCUCAAGUUUUACCCUUAAUCUUAAUAUCUUGUAGACUAGACAAGCUAUGUCUGUAAAUUGUCCAGACUGGGGCUCCCUGACGAUGCCACGCACAGAUGCCCUCCUCUUGAAUACAUAUGCAGAAAUGUGUGUGGAAUCAUACAGACAUUUACUUGAGUUCACUUUUCUCUCGCUCUUUUUUUUUCCCCUUGUGGACUAUAGAAUCAGAGUUUUAAGGAUGUAAUAGUUUUAUUUCUUUGUCGUCUUUGCUAAUUUUUUUUUCUUAAAGGUGUUGUGCUACAGCUGUUUUUUUUCUAACAAUUUUACAUGGCUAUGUGUGUGAGUGUGUGUGGGUUGGGAUCAUGGUUUUGGGUUGCGGUGCCAGGAGGGUGGGGUAAGGGUUUUUGGGUGGGCUUAUGGAUAUAAAGCCUGAUAGCACUGGAAAUAGUGCUUUAGCUGAGACAGCAAGAGUUUGCACUAAUGUUAAAUGUCCUUGUCCUGCUUAUGGGAGAAGGGCAAGAACCUCAGAAAGGCCUGCGAGUUUCCAUGAGCACAGAGCAGUGUGUUAUAUACUCAAUGGUCUCAUAAAGAGUCCAUCCAACCCCUCAAUAGAAAUAAUCAUGUACAGUAGAGUGAGGAAUAUAUAGACAUCCAGCGACAAAUACCAAAGGAGAAAGAAAAUGACUUGCAUUCAAGUCAUUGCACAUUUUAAGCUACCAAUUUUUUUUCAAUGUCAAAUCUUAAGGCUCUUAAAAAUAAUUUUUUUUGGAUGUAACUUUUGGUGGAAACUAAGAAAAAAAAAACGGUGUGACAACAGCAAAUCUCACAUUUGCUCUUCUGAUUAAAAAAUGUUCCAGACAUGAAGGCUCUCGCUGCAGUACUUGUGGCAAGGCCUUUCCAAAACCAUUCUGAACUUUGAGUUUGUCCCGAUCUGAAGGCUGAGAUGUGCUCCACUGUCAUAGUGGACACCAGUAAUAACAAAUUCCAUUUUAAAUAUCUCAAUUUAGACAUUGGAUUUUUGUCACCAUUCAGCAUGGUUUUCAUAUUUAGUCAGUUGAUGACUAAUUGAAAAAGACUGUUAUUCUCAAGAAGAGCACUUAUUUUAAUUAUUACUGAAUUGAAGCUAUUUCAAUUUACUUUCUGAAAAGGUUGAACUGAAUUUUAAAUUCCCCCUGUAAUCCGAGCAGACAUUGAUGUACAUGUAGAAUGUUCUCUGGGACUUUGUGGCCUUGUCUGAGGACUACGCUUGUUAUUUUUUAUGGUUCCAGACAGUUGCAGUCUGGGGCUGAGGCUCACUCUCACCAGGUGGACAUGCAGCAUAAAGGGCCAAAAUGUGCCUUAAGUGGACAGAGACUGACAACGCUCAGCUUUUUUCCCUCACAGAACACUUAAAAUGCUUCAUUUUUGCCCGUAAUUUUUAGAUCAAAUUGCCAGUCAAAUUGGCUCAACACUGAACUCUGUCCAGUUUGUCCAAAUUGUCUUAAAGUACACCUGAAAUUGAUCAGUCAGUAGCUCAACCUUUACUUGAAUGAAUUUGUAAUAAUACUGAGCUGAUGUCUGUGUGCUGGCUGCUAGUUCAGAGUUGUGUCUAUAAGCCCCUGUGGCUCCACAACUGGUGUCUCCCCGGCCUCAGCCCCAGACCAAGGUUACUCUGACACAGGCUACACUGAGACGGUCUUAUAAUUUCAUGCCGCGUGUUUUUCCAAAUUGACCUUGAUGUUAUUUUUUUCCCCUGUUCUAUCAUCAACAAUUGGGGCUGAAACUAUCUGAGAAGGCCAUAACAGCAAGACCACCAACAACUAUGAUGAUACAAUGAUAGCUCUAUGAAUAAUCAAAAGAAGUGGGGCAGGGUGACAGUCAUUGUGGCGAUCUCGGUGGCAGAAGGGGGACAAUUUGCUUUGCUUCGUCAUUUUGCUGCACACCUGAAUUUUUUGUGUUUUCCAUCAGGCUCUUGAUGCACAGCAAGCUGAGUGUGGCAUAUGCAGUAUGGCACCAUGCGCAGCGUGGCUCUGGCACUCACACAGACAGCCUUGGGUCCUUCAGAGAGGCAGGCUGCUGUCUGUUGGCUGCUCUCGGCCCAGUGGGGACAGUUUGCACUUGGAGUCUUUUUCAGUCUCUUAGGAUAUAAAGGUUGGCGUAGCGGCAGGAGGAGGAGGAUUUGGGGUGGAAAGUUGUAGGCUGGAUUUCGAACAUGCUGGAGUUGUUUUCAGGGAUGAAAUGGGAGAGCCUGGGUGAUGCGUGCUGUGCUGUGCCAUGGUUCAGUUUCGGUCCUUUCAGCUUGUUGUAUUACAUGUCUGAUAGCAAUUGCAUGGUGACAAAUAUGACAAGCAUUAAAAAUACAAAGGAGAUUGUGACAGAUCUCACAUUGGGGAAUUGCAACAUGGAGAAUGUCGCUGAUCUCUUUUGUGUCUAUGUAAGUAAUUCUCAGGUGGAAAAUACACUGCUAUGCAUUGGGUUUCAGUGUUUGUUCCGUUUAUGGUAUGUCUAAUCACCCUCCAGGUCACUUCUCUGUCUUUGCCUUUCUUGUUCAUACCAAUAUUUGACAUAACGGUUCCCUGAAAGAAAAAAGUAGGAACAAUUCCCUCAUUGUAAAGUGACUGUGACCAGCCUAUUACUCCAUCUAAUAUUGAUCCAGUGAAUUGUUGUCGGAGGGAAGGGAGCACUGGGGAUUCAGUCUUAUUAGUCAGACUAACAUUUUUUGAAAGUAGACGGGGUUGGAAAUGCACAGGAGGGUGUAUGUUCGCUUACUUUCUUCUUCCAUCGCUCUCCCUCUCUCUGGACCUUGGAGUCUACAUCUCUGCUGCUGUCCUUUGAUCAAAGAUCAUACACCCUCAGCAGGGGAAUCUAACAGGAGAGAAAGGAAGGAGAGGGGGUCGGAUGAGAUGGAGCAGGGGAAGAGACAGUUUCAGUUUGCAGUCACCCAACCAAUUUAGGAUACAUUCCAUAACUUCAUACUGUGAUUCACACUUUGGAGUCUUGGCAGGUGCAAAAGAGGAGAAAUUGAGACAGUGGGAAGGAAACGGUCAACAUUUUGCAGUUGGCUGUUUCAGUCGCGCUGUCCGCCCUCCUUACACCCCAAGCCUGUGUGUGUGAGACAGACAGACAUAUAGACAAAAAGACAGACAGUUUGCAAGGCCCCCAGUGUUUCGCUAUCCAACUGCCUGUUGUUAGCUUCUGCGAUUGUAACAAAGCACUUUGCGAAAGGCCAUCCAGAAUUUUGUGUGCUGUUGUUUUAUGGUUAUCACUAUUGUUAAUAUUUUUUUUUGUUGUUGUUCUUGUUGAUGUUUUGUUGUCUCAUUACAGAUGAUAUGAUUAUUUAAAUGCAAAAAAAAAAACAACAAGACAAAAAUGGAAAGAAAAAAAAAGAAAAACUUGAAUAUUUGGUAUUCAGAUUGAAGGUGGUUAAUGCUGCCGCCCCUGGACAUAAACAAACACAUCUCUGUUAUACUACCACCGUACCUGUUAUAUGCAGCUUAUUGCAUAUUCACAAAAAAGGUGGGCGGGGUGGGUGGGGGUUGCAAGACUGGUUGUCCCCUACCUGCUCCCUGCCUACCAUCUCAGAUCUUGUUGGGAGAAAGGUCAUUUGAUCUCAUUUUGGGAGAGUUCUUGUAAAGAAACCUAUAUAACAGUUGCAAAGCUUUCUGAGAAGGCUAGCUGUGCUGAAUGUUAAACAUGCAGUGUUGUAUCCACUGCAGAAUCUGUCUUUGUCUGCAAUAAUGCCCUGUCUGUAGUAAAAGUAAAUGGCUGGAUCUGGUAUCCAUAUAUUACAUAAAUGAUUAUGAAAGAGAGACAACGUGGCCAAAAGACCAUCAUGCACUUUUGCAAAUCAGUACAGAGAAUUUUGGCCUUUACAUCUACGUGACAUCAAGAUUACUGCAGUAGAGCGGAAAGAAUAAUAAUGAUCAAAAUAUACAUGCGAUAAAUUUAUAGUUCAAUAAAAUGGUUAAACUUGGGAGUGAAAGAGAUAGGCUACUAUUUAUAAUAGAUCGAUUUGUAACUGUGAUUAUUAUGAUAAUCCUUUACAGAAGUUUAAAAUUUUUCUGGUGUACAUUUUAAAGCGGCAGAACAUGUCCUGUUUCUCAGGCCUGGACAUUAAAUAACUCGUUUCUCUUCACAAAAGUCUUUUCUUUAGCAUAGCAGUCUGUCAGUUCGUAUCCGUUGGAAGCUGCAGGGUGAGGGGGUGGGGUGGGGUGGGGGGCUCAGGUUAUAGGUGAUUUUUCGAGAAUUUGCACUUUUUGGGGACGAAAAGAAAUUGUAUUGUAUAUGAGACCACUAAAUCCACACAGUCUAAACCAUAUAAUUCCAUUUUGUUUCAAUUUUUUUGUUCUGUUUUUUCUUAUUUUUAAUAUAUCCAAAAAUGUCUGGCAUCUGGUUGUCUGGUUUAAAGAAUAUGAAAUCUUUCUAUUAAAAACAAUGGUUGCAA